CGGCCAUGUGCGUUUGUGAAUUGUUGAUAUCCGUCAACUUUAGUUUCCGUGUUGGUGAUUGUGAAAAAUGGAACCAGAUCUCGCCGAGCUGCUCGAGAGUUGUGGCCUGUCCCAUCUUCGACAGAAAAUCGAAGAGGAACGAUUUGAUUGGGAAACCCUGAAAUGUUUGGACAUCACUACAGUGGCUUGUCUCACCCCUUUCGGGGGUGAGCAAUGCAAACUUCUGCAGAAAAUUGCGGAGUACAAGAGGAGAACUGUUGAAGUCUCUGCCAUCGGCUCCCCGCCUUCGUCAGAUCUAACGACAAAUUCUUCUGCUUUGGUACACUCCCAAUCAAGUGGGUCGACCUCUUCGUGUGCGUCGACCUCAUCGACUGCGUCGCCUCUGGCUUCUACUUCAUCUACCUCGUCGAGUAAACGACCUUCGUCAAGUAAUGCAACUAGCGGCGCAGCAAAGCGUUAUCUCACAGCCAUCGAUUACGUCCAGAAGUUUGAAAAAUAUGACCUCAGAAAGGCUUUAGAAACUGACGCUUUGUGUAAGCAUAUUUUGUUGGCUUACCAAUCCGAGGUGGAGAACUACAACGAGGACGAUGUUGAUGCAGUGCCUCCCGUCCUCAGUGAUUUCCAAAGAGACAAACUAACUGCUUUGAUUGGGACGUUUAUUCGGUCAGUAACUAUUUAUCCAGACCAUAAAUUGUACCCUAUAUUUACCAGGAAGAUUAAGGAAGUUUUUCCAUUUGAGAGUGAGGUAACAUUACAUUAUUUUUGUUGUGUUGGUGAUAUAAAGGAAGCCGUUGAGAAGAGGAGAGCACAGAUGAUAUCUGGUGGUAAAGGCGCACCAUUGAUAGUUGUUGUGGACCAAGAAAAAUCACAAAGUGCCUGCGUGUCGGUGGCUAAACUCCUUUACAAGGUUGAAAGUGUGCUCCAUGCGCUGGACUUGUGCUUCAAGAGCUUCUUUGCCCUCCACAUCGCGUAUCCAGAUGAGAGCAAACACAUUUGGAUUGUGCUCCAAAGGGCCAUUUAUGGCUUCACGACAGAAUGGGACCCUGAAGUUAUUCAAAGCAGUUGGAUCCAGGCUUACGCGUAG
Molecule: messenger RNA, 1084 nt
Organism: Frankliniella occidentalis (western flower thrips)
Lineage: Eukaryota; Metazoa; Arthropoda; Insecta; Thysanoptera; Thripidae
Exons: 5
Coding region: 68-1084 (338 amino acids)
Source: RefSeq, a predicted model, not a curated record